Messenger RNA from Racocetra persica, 202 nucleotides. Lineage: Eukaryota; Fungi; Glomeromycota; Glomeromycetes; Diversisporales; Gigasporaceae. The record is from the annotation of a GenBank genome assembly.
CUACAACUAACUCAACCUGAAAUUGAAAAUGAUGCAUUAAAUCGAUUAAAAACUAUUCUUUUAAAGCAGAAUAAAUCACUAAAAGAUUUUCCAAAUAUGCUCUGUCCAGAAUCUGUUUGUGAAUUCGGGAACACUCUAUUAAAUGACGAGUUGAACUAUGAUAUACCAACUCUUACAGAUUUCAUUGAACAGAAUAUAUGCU